AUGCAGAAUAGCACCAUGGUGAGGGAAUUUAUACUCUUGGGCUUCACUCACAACCGUCGGCUUGAAAUCUUUCUUUUCUUCUUUUUAUUCAUCACAUAUCUUUUGACAAUAUUGGGGAACACAGUAAUUAUUGUGAUCACAUUGAUGAGUCACCACCUCUACACUCCUAUGUAUUUCUUCCUUCGACACUUUGCCAUUUUGGAGAUUGGGUUCACCACCGCUGUUAUUCCCAAAGCUUUGGCCAAUAUAGCUCUGGGUCAUAAGGCUAUCUCUUUACACGGUUGCUUCACACAGUUUUUUCUGUACUUUGUUCUUGGAACCACAGAAUUCUUUCUCCUGGCUGUCAUGUCCAUUGACAGAUAUGUGGCCAUCUGCAACCCUCUUCACUACCCAACUAUAAUGAGUGAUAAAAUCUGCUCAUUGCUUGUGCUUGGCUCUUGGAUAGGGGGGUUAUUUUUAAUUAUAGGUCCAGCAGUUGCAUUAUUGCAGAUGCCAUUCUGUGGCCCAAACAUCAUCAACCACUUUUUCUGUGACAAUGGACCACUGAUCAAACUUGUAUGUGUUGACACAAGUGUGUUACAAUUAAUGGAUUUCAUUAUUGCUACUCUCUCCCUCUUUGGGACUUUGGCCAUAAACAUUGCAUCCUACGGCAAUAUUAUUUCCACUAUUCUGCACAUCCCAUCAACCACAGGGAGGCAGAAGGCCUUCUCCACUUGUGCUUCCCAUAUCACUGUGGUCUCCAUCACUUAUGGCAGUUGCAUUUUCAUGUACAUAAAACCAAAAGGUAACAGCAACUUAGACUUUGGCAAGAUGGUUGCUGUUCUGAACACCGUUGUGUCUCCUCUACUGAAUCCAUUCAUAUACUGCCUGAGGAACAAGCAGGUCCAAGGUGCCUUGAGAGAUACGUUCAGACUGUGUAAUGUGUUUUCUAAGAACCCAAGAUGUUUGAGGAUAUGA
Molecule: messenger RNA, 957 nt
Organism: Elgaria multicarinata webbii
Lineage: Eukaryota; Metazoa; Chordata; Lepidosauria; Squamata; Anguidae
Product: olfactory receptor 6E1-like
Exons: 1
Coding region: 1-957 (318 amino acids)
Biological process (GO): G protein-coupled receptor signaling pathway
Cellular component (GO): membrane
Molecular function (GO): olfactory receptor activity; G protein-coupled receptor activity
Source: RefSeq, a predicted model, not a curated record